AUGGGUUCAGAAAGAAGGAAAGCAUUACCAUUCAAAGCCAAAAUUCCAGAUAUUGCCAACAUAUCAAGACUUUUGAAUGAAAUUCCCGCAUGCUUCAGGGUUACUUUACAAGGAAAGUUUGGCCAGAUUUUGGAUCUCCUCUCAAUAGAUGUUCAAACACCAGCCAUCAUCGCUUUGGCUCAGUUCUAUGAUCCUCCGCUUCGAAGUUUCUUAUUCCAAGACUUUCAAUUAACUCCAACCUUGGAGGCAUUUGACCAACUCUUAGGAUUUUCUAUGAAAGGAAGGACACCGUAUAAUAGAAUUGGUCAGGUACCUGAGGUAGAGAAGCUAGCCCUUGCACUCCACAUCCCCAUAUCUGAUGCAUUGGCUAAUUGGAAGAAAAUGGAGAAUCUCUUUGGUUUUUGGAGGGCUUACCUAAGAGAAGAAGUAGAAAGGAUGUUUAUGAUACAUCAUUCGGAUGCAUUGGCAAACAUAUUAGCUCUUCUCAUAUAUGGGCUAGUAUUGUUCCCAACCCAUGAAGGUUUCAUAGAUUCAGCUGCCAUAAGCGUCUUUUGGGCCGUUUGGAAGGAUAAACAAAGUUUGGUUCCUCCACUACUAGCAGACACUUUUCAUACCUUGCAUACUCGACAUGAAAAGAAGAACGGAAUGUUGAUAUGUUGCCUUCUAUUUCUCUAG
Messenger RNA from Lathyrus oleraceus (garden pea), 675 nucleotides. RefSeq lists its product as uncharacterized. Bases 1 to 675 code for a protein of 224 amino acids. The record is from RefSeq and is a predicted model, not a curated record. The transcript has a single exon. NCBI's taxonomy places the organism in Eukaryota, Viridiplantae, Streptophyta, Magnoliopsida, Fabales, Fabaceae.